AUGAGAGCCGCCUGCUGCUGGCUCGCCGUAGCCGGCCUCAGCGCCCUCGCCGUGCAUGCAGACACCCGCGGUUUGCUGCAUUCUUUUUACAAAUACGACGUUUGCCGGCGCGAUUUCCUAAACAUAGCAGCCACUGGAGACACAAAAAGCCCCGCCUGCUUCGCCUUUUCGCGGACAGAAAACCCCGAAGAGCGCUACAGCAAGUUUGCUGCAGAGAUCGAGGCGCGGCCGUUCGGCUUCUACGGGCCGCGGGCCCGCAUUCUGCAGCGGCUGGCUGCGUACGCGCCUGCUGCAGUGGAGCUGCAGCAGCACCAGCAGCAGCUGCUGCAGCAGGGGCUGCGUGCUGCUGCUGCUCCUGCUGCUUUCAAGGAAAAGCUGCUGGACCUCGUGGCUUUUCUCUGCUGCCUCAGCAGACAAGCUUCUGAUGUCAAAUGGUCCAAAGAACAAAUUCAAAAGUGGGAAGCUUUGGGGCUGGACGUGCAGGAGGAGUUAUCCAAGAAAGAGGCGCCGCCGCCCGCGCCCAGCCCUCCGCCUGCAGCAGCACCAGCAGCAGCAGCAGCAGCAGCAGCAGCAGCAGCUCCUUCUGAAGUUCAACUCGGACUCGCCGAGGCGCUGCUCGCGCUGCCCUCCGGCGGCCGCGCAGUGCUCCACUUCGAACCCACCAGUGGUCCACUGGUGGUCCACUUGAGUGGACCAGUGGACCAGUGGUCUUUGGACUUGGUGCGGCAGCAGCUGCUGCAGCAGCAAGCAGCAAUUCAAAACAAGCUGCUCGAAGCCUCCGGCAAGUCCGAACUCCAGGAAGCUCGAAGUGUCAACAAAUGGAACUUGAGAGAAAUUAAUGUUCUCGCGGACUUAAACAAAAUAAUCGAAAGUGCAAAGACAGAUACCGUUGUGCCAUUCACCGUCACAGGCAAGUGCAGCAGCAGCAGCAGCAGCAGCAGUAGCAGCAGCAGCAGCAGCAGCAGCAGCGGCAGUAGCAGUAGCAGUAGCAGUAGCAGCAGCAGCAGCGGAAGCAGCAGCAGCUGCGCAGCAGCAGCAGCAGCAGUAGCAGCAGCACGGCAGUUAUGCGAAGCUCUCGCUGCAUGCAUGUGA
Molecule: messenger RNA, 1092 nt
Organism: Eimeria necatrix
Lineage: Eukaryota; Apicomplexa; Conoidasida; Eucoccidiorida; Eimeriidae
Exons: 4
Coding region: 1-1092 (363 amino acids)
Source: RefSeq, a predicted model, not a curated record